This is a messenger RNA of Cucurbitaria berberidis CBS 394.84, 1617 nucleotides long. RefSeq names its product general substrate transporter. The coding region runs from base 1 to 1617 and encodes 538 amino acids. Gene Ontology annotation, biological process: transmembrane transport; carbohydrate transport. The record is from RefSeq and is a predicted model, not a curated record. NCBI's taxonomy places the organism in Eukaryota, Fungi, Ascomycota, Dothideomycetes, Pleosporales, Cucurbitariaceae. Gene Ontology annotation, molecular function: carbohydrate:proton symporter activity. The transcript is spliced from 3 exons. Gene Ontology annotation, cellular component: membrane.
AUGGCUGCUCGAAACAACUCUGUCGCUAGCCAGAGUGCCAACAUCCAUCAGCGAGCCAAUCAGGUCGCUAGUCAAGUCGAGGCUGAGCAAGGCUGGCUGGAGAGCAAGCUGAAGCCCAAGAAGAUCACUGCCAGAUACCCCAUCAAGGGGAAGGCCUUACUGUUUGCAACAUGCGGGUUUGGCAGUCUUGGUGAUGCUCUUUUUGGCUACAACUCCGGUAUUAUGUCUGGUCUACUCGUCAACCCAGUCUUCGUGAAGCGCUUCUUCAGCCAGUAUGGCGGUGCCGACGGUAGCACAGCCGCUGUCAAUCCCUCUAUCACUGGCAUCUCUGUUGCCUGCCUGCAAGCUUCCGCUGCUGUAGGUGCUCUCAUCGCGGGUCGACUUGGCGAUAUGAUUGGCCGCAAGAGGACUGUUCGCCUCGGCGGAAUCAUCUACUUCUUCAGCGCUUUUAUCCAAAUCUUUGCUCCCGGCUUCGCUACCUUCGUCGCUGGUCGUACGAUUCAAGGCUUGGGUGUGGGCUUCCUUUCCAUGACCGUCCCUAUAAUUCAAACUGAGAUUGCAGCCCCGCAUGCUAGAGGUCUGAUGGUGGGCAUCGAGUACACCUGUCUGAUUGCUGGGUACAUGUUGUCCUGCUGGGUCGAUUACGGCUUUCACUUCAUGCUCCCGGAUGCCAUGUCUUGGCAAGGCCCGUUCAUCAUCCAGAUCCUACUAUCGCUAAUCUUGGUGGUCAUGUCUUUCUUCCUUCCGGAGACACCGAGAUGGCUCGCCAAAAACGGCUUCAUGGAGGAGAGUCUUCAAACAGUGGCAGAUCUGCAUUCCGGCGGCGACACUGAGGCUGAACAUGUCCAGAAAGUAUUCUUGGAGAUUCAAGAAGCGGUUGUAUACGAGGCUGAGUUGGGCAAGGCCGGCUGGAUGGAAAUGUUCACGCGCUACCGCAAGCGCACCAUCGUCGGCAUCACUGUUCAGAUGUUUGCUCAGCUUAACGGCAUUAACAUCAUUUCUUUCUAUCUGCCCAGCACAUUAGCCUCCGCUGGCUUCGACGACAAGAAAUCGCUUCUCUACACUGCUGCAAAUGCACUUCCUUACACUGCAGCUACGGUUGCCACCUGGUGGUUAGCAGAUCGAUGGGGUCGCAAGCCUCUCCUCAUUCUUGGCGGCGUCUCAAUGGCAGUCCUCCUCGGCGUCGUCUGCGCCUUCACCGAAGCGAACAUGCCAAUCACGACCCGCGCCAAUGGUCAGUACGCAUUCAUCAUGUUAUACAACAUUCUAUACGGCUUUACGUGGGGCCCAAUGCCGUGGUUAUUACCGGCAGAAAUCUUCCCACUUCGAGGGCGUAGCAAGGGUAUGGCGCUUGCUACUACGUCGAACUGGAUAUUCAAUUUCCUCAUUGGUAUGGUUUCUCCUGAUGCUUUCGCCAGUAUUGGUGGGUACUUUUACCUUGUCAUUGCGGGGUUCUGUCUCUUCUCGGCUGGGUUGGCGCACUUCUACUAUGUUGAGACAGCGAAUCAUAGCUUGGAGGAGAUUGCGAUUGCCUUUGGCGAAAAGGCGUUUGCGGAUAGCGAUGAUGAGGUCAUGGAGACUGUCACGGCGGGCGAUGAGAAACACGACAGAGUCUAG